AUGCGUUUCUUCUUCACGUUCACUUUUCUGACGCUCGUCUGCGCUGCCACUGCUACUUUGAGGCCAUUUUUGGGCGCAUCGCGACGCGAUGCCUCCUCGGACGGGUCUGUUUAUCAGGAAGCAGACGCAGCUGGAGAGCAACAAGCUGGCAAUCGCGGACAGCAACAAGAGAGGGCAUACUUGGGGCAGACGGUUCUCCGUCGCAACCUCCUUCCGAAUGGUUCGUCCCACGCGUCUGAGCUUAAAGAACAACGGCGCCGGGGAGAGACGGAUCUUGUGAUCAUGCGUCGUUCUGGUCUUGUCACCCAAGAGAACGGUCCUUUUUACGCAGCUUGGAACGAUACAGUGCCACUUCUUCACGCCAAGAGGGGUCCCGACUUCACCCGUCGCGCACUCCGCCCGAUCUUCAAGAUACCGCUUACCACUGGAAGGCCCGAUGCUGACACAGAUAUGGUUAUCAACUUCGCUCGUCGCGAUAUCUUACCAAACGGCUAUCCGCUCACGGCUGAAGAGCGGCGGGAUUUGCCUGAUGCUAACCAAGAGCUUGGCCCUUUCUACGUACCAUUUAACGUCAAAAUGCCACUUACUCGCGCCAAUAGGGGCCUCGACUUCACUCGCCGUGCACUCCGCCCGUCCGUCAUACCGCUUGGUGCUGACAUAGACAGAGAUUUUGGGUUCACCCGUCGCGGUAUUCCGUCCUCUGGUGGGCCGUUUCUCUCGCACAUGGGACGACAGGCGCUUGCGGAUAUGAGAAUCCGGACCUUGCGCCGCCUUUAG
Messenger RNA from Peniophora sp. CBMAI 1063, 777 nucleotides. The record is from the annotation of a GenBank genome assembly. NCBI's taxonomy places the organism in Eukaryota, Fungi, Basidiomycota, Agaricomycetes, Russulales, Peniophoraceae.